GGUUCCGGGUCAACACGUGUUUUGUUGUGCUAAAAACCGAAAGUAGGCAGCUUACGAGACUAGUUGUCUGUUGAAGUGUUGGAAGCAAAGUGGUAGAAAAAUCUCGAGACAAUGCAAACACCACAUUUUCGCCAUCCACGCCAGGGAUCGGGUCCGAGGGCUGGAGGUUUCCGCAGUUCACCUCCCGCUUUCGUCAGGACAGGGAGUAUGUUUCCAUCGCCUCCGUGGGCAUUUUCAACCCCGCCGCCGACGUUUGGACCGAGAUUUGGACAGUGUUCGCCAAAUACCCCACCGAGAGAAUUUGGUGGUAACAGGGGUGGGAAAUAUUUUAACAGCCAUUCGCCGGGUCACACACCGCACAGAUCAAACCCCAGUCCCCGCGGCACACCGUACAGACACUCGCCGCAUGAGAGUCCCGGACGACACUCCGGACAUCAGGGUUCACCACGGACAUCCACACCGUUUGGGUCAACGCAUGGCAGGGGGAGAGGGACAAAUGAUACGGAAAAGUAUUACAAACCAUCAAUGCUCCAAGAUCCCUGGGCUGACCUUCAGCCUAUCUCGGUCACAGAAACUCAGUCUAAAUGCAACUCCCAACAAACCACAAAUACAGGCAGGCAAGGGAGGUACUACAAUUAAAACUUGAUACAUUUCACAGAAAUGUAGCCUAACUUCAGUGAAAACACAAAAGUCACUGUAAAGUCCUAUUUAGUGCACCAAUGUAGCAAUUGCUGGUUUAUUUCAAGCCUGCACCCAAACGUGUCAUUGACUUAAGUCAGGAUUCACCAACAAUAAUUCUGGACAUUUGUUUUUUAAAUCAUGUGUACUUUCUGGUACACAGUCAUUCUCUUUUUUUUUUUUUUUUUUUAUAUCUGUAGUUGAACUACAGGAGAAGAAAGAUGGGUGCUAUUAUAACUGGCAACCUAUUCAAAGUAGUUUGUCCUUUCUGGCCCACUCCCAUGGAGUUUGCUAAUCUUAUUCAUUGAAUUCAGAGGCACCUCUAUAGGCUCAAGAUACAGUCAAAACAAAAGAGGUCUGACCAACACACCCAUCUACCUCUUAACAUUGACUAUAAACUAGAAAAACAAGUAUUUGUAGGUUUGCCUCUUUUCUGCGUUUUUUAUGGACUGUUAAUAUUUUUAACUUUUUAUUUUUGGUUACCUCUUGAUUUUAUAACAAACUGAAAAUGUAUUUUCUGUAUACUGAAAAAAGAAAAGUGGACUUAUUUCAGACAAUAUCAUCAUAAAUAGCCAAUUAAGGACUAUUGUUGAAGCUUAAUUCAAUUAAAAUUUACAAUGCUAAA
Messenger RNA from Myxocyprinus asiaticus (Chinese sucker), 1303 nucleotides. Its product is annotated as M-phase-specific PLK1-interacting protein-like. Bases 112 to 639 code for a protein of 175 amino acids. Gene Ontology annotation, cellular component: nucleus; midbody; centrosome. The record is from RefSeq and is a predicted model, not a curated record. The transcript is spliced from 2 exons. Lineage: Eukaryota; Metazoa; Chordata; Actinopteri; Cypriniformes; Catostomidae.